Molecule: messenger RNA, 2893 nt
Organism: Medicago truncatula (barrel medic)
Lineage: Eukaryota; Viridiplantae; Streptophyta; Magnoliopsida; Fabales; Fabaceae
Exons: 5
Coding region: 96-2753 (885 amino acids)
Source: RefSeq, a predicted model, not a curated record
UUUUUGUUUUUAUUAGGUAGUGAAGUUUUGGUGUUUAGUUUUUUUAUUUAGUUUUUUUUUUGUGUUUUUUCAUUAGGUAGUGAAGUUUUGAGAAAAUGAGUGAUGAUGCAAGUGUGAAUGGUUCUUCUUGUUUAGCAAUAACAGAGAAGAAGAAUAAUCAAAAGCUAGGUGGUGGUUGUAUUGGAAUUUUCUCUCAGCUAUUUGAUUGGAAUAGUAGACUCACAAAGAAGAGAUUUUUCACCAAAAAACUUCUUCCUCCUCCUGCUAGUGCAAAACAAGAUUCUUUGAAGAAGUUUAAAGGAGAUGACAAAAUGCCUAAUUCCAAACUCCAUUUGAUUGCUAAUGGGAACAGUGGAGGUUUUUCAAAUGCGAAAAAAAGUGGGAAUUGUGUUAUAGAGGUAGAACAAAAGCAUGAAAUGAAAGCACCAAGUCUUGUAGCUAGGUUGAUGGGUCUAGAAUCAAUUCCAUCUUCAAAGAGAGAUAAAUCCAAGAAAUCUUCAUUUUCUGAUAGUGAUGAUGGUGAGGAGUCUUUGGAGAUCAAAGCUGCGAAUGCAAGGAAUGAGUCAAGGCCUCAGAAACUUCGGAAAACGGAGGCGAACGAGAGAAGAGCAGUGACUAGGUUUGGUGCUGAUGCAUUGCAAAUCAAGAGUGUUUUGUCACAAGUGAGAAGGUAUAAUCAUCACCGUCACAAUCACCAUCACGCUAAUAAACUUGUUUCACCUUUGAAGAGUCCUAGAAUUUCAUCGGGAAAGAGUACAUCUCGAAGCUCAAGGUUGAUAGAAGCAGCUACUAAGAUCUUGGAACCUGGUUUGCAGGCUACAAACAGAUCCAAAUGUUUUCUUGCAUCUUCCAUUUCAAAGUGUCCUCCCAAUAAUGGCAUUGUGACAGAAAUGGCUGGAACUCGGGCACUAGAUAUACACAAUCAAUCAUGUUAUAAUUCUGGCAUAGACAAGUCAUUGGGAGAGCCUACAUGCAAAAAUUGCGGCAAUUUGCUUGAUGUUGAGAUCAGCAGACCUAUUGUUUCAGAUGUUUUCACCGACUUCUCUUCAGCAUCAGUGAAAAACAAAAGGUCAUUCAUACCCUCUCAUGAAAAUGAUGUAGUUCUUCUCAGAAGCCAGGAGAAGAUCAUAACUCAUGUUGAUGAUGAUGUUAAAAAGAAUGUUUAUGCUUGUAAUGAAUCCACUUCCAGAAGAAUAUAUGUGCUUGCAAAAUGUGAUUCAUCACGCGAACCGCAUGGAGGCUUAGAGGAUGAUGGUGUAUCGUCUUUUUCCUUCAAACAUAAAACUCAAACACAAGAAGGGAUGUUAAACAAUGAAAGAAUAUCAUUUGAAUCAAGAAAUAGUAAUAUGCAAGAGAAGAGAGUCUCAUCAGCUACAACUUCAAGCACUGUGAGUGGAAAUAAAGACUUUGUUUGUUUGAAUCAAAGCCUAGGUGGUCGAACUCGGAUAAGGUCUCCUACAAAGGCAGAUAGAUGCAAAUUUGAUCUAGAAAGGAAACCUUCAAGCAGACAAGGUUCUGAUGCACAAGGAGAAAAAAGGAAGAAUUUUGACGCUUUCUCUCCAAACAAUUCUAAUGUCAGAUGUAAAAGAGGAGGUUAUCUAAACACCGAUAAGAUUAACGACAAUAAGAUGAACAAGGUAGUACCAUCUACCUUUAGUUCACCUCUUAAGAAAAAGGAAGAGACGAGAAGUGAUAAUGAGAUUAGAACAUGUUUACAAAGACAUCAUCAACCCCUGAGAGAAGAUGUUCUAGGUGCUUUUCUAGAACAGAAGCUAAAAGAAUUAAGGUCUAGAGAAAAUGUGGAGUUGGUUACUGGUGAUCAACCUAAAAGAUCACCGGCAUUGAUUCUUCAAGAAUUGAUAUCUGUUCUGAAUGCAGAGCACCUAACAUGUUCCAAUGAUCAAAUGCUCAAUGGCAAAUGUCCCAAGUGUGAGACAAAUCAUGUUGGAUUAUUCGGAACCUCGUGCAAUGGUAAUCAUCUCAGUCCUGGAUCAGUCCUGGAAGCUUCCUUUUCUUCCAGUAGUUUCGAUGAAGGCUCAGGGCAUUGUUUUCACCCUGGCUCUAUAAACUGUUCUUACGACCAACCUGAACCGUUGAAACAUGAAGGCGAACUUUUAGAUUCUGCAGCAUCAUUUAACACAGGAAAGAUAGGUUGUAAGAUACUGACCAAACUUGUUUACCGAAUCGAUAAGAUAUUGCAAAGUUUAGAUUCUUUUUGGACAAGAUUGACAGAAAGCAAGCUAGAUCAUAUGAAAGAAGUUAUCUUCAUUGCUGAGUUGGUUCUUGGAAAUGUCACUAGGAACAAUGAGGAAGGAGUGUUGCCACAGCUUCUCAUUUCUUGCAUUCUUCUUGAUGAACUCAACAUUGCAACCGAGGCUAUGCAGAGAAAUUUCAACCGAAGCCAACUUAAGGGAUUUCUAUUCGAUUGUGUAAUAGAGUAUCUAGAAUCAAAUUGCUGCCAUAACUAUUAUAGUGUGUUUAGGUCAUGGUGUGCAUGGACAAAGGCUCCAUUAUGCAUGAAAGCUGAGAUUUUGGUUCAAGAGGUCAAGAGUGAGAUUAAGAAGUGGGAAUGUAUGGUUGGCAUGGAACUAAACCAAGUAAUUGAUUGGGAGAUGAGUCACUCAUUAGGAAAAUGGACUGAUUUCGACAUUGAAGCUUUUGAGACAGGUGUUGAUAUUGGUGGGGAUGUGCUUCAAAUUUUGGUUGAUGAAAUUGUUGAAGAUCUUGUAGAUUCUAGGCACGGUAAUGUUUGAAUUUAAUAAGAUUAUGCUAUUUGUUCAUGCAACAUAUCACCACUAAUUUAUCUGGUCUUUUUUUGUUCUGAUAUAAGAAUCAUUCUUUUUUUGAAUGGCUGAUGUAAGAAUCAUAGUAAUUAUACAUUGGUGUACAAAUA